Molecule: messenger RNA, 630 nt
Organism: Acanthosepion pharaonis
Lineage: Eukaryota; Metazoa; Mollusca; Cephalopoda; Sepiida; Sepiidae
Source: the annotation of a GenBank genome assembly
AUGGCGAACAUUCCCGUCAUCAUGUAUGCGUGCGAGCAAUUGCGCAUGCGCGAAACUCUUGUCCGCCCUUCGUUGUCCGACGAAAAUGUUUUCUCCUUUAAUUUUUAUUUCGUCUUUCUUUUUCUUUCUUUAUCUCGUUUAUUUCACUCAAUUCUUCAUUUUUUUUCUCUUCACUUUGCCUUAGUGUUUUUCUUUUCUGUAUUUUACACAAUUCUUUUACGCUUCCAAUCGAUUUCCAUUUCUUUCGCCUUUAUUUUUACACAUUAUUUCUCUCGUUUCGGCAUUUCUUUCUUUCUCUCUUUCUUUCUUUCUUUCUUUCUUUCUUUCUUUCUUUCUUUCCUUCCCAUUCUGUUUAUCUAUCUAUCUAUCUAUCUAUCUAUCUAUCUAUCUCAGUUUUUCCUUUACAUGUUUUUGUCUCUCUUUCUUUCCUCUUGUCUCAUUCAUUUCCCUAUCAGUAGUUUCAAUUUGAAAGUGUAUCUUCUUUUCCCGAGUUCUUUUUUUGCGCACGUUUUAUUCGUUCACUCAUUUCCACUUUAUUAUUUUUCUUUCUUUCUUUCUUUCUUUCUUUCUUUCUUUCUUUCUUCUGUUUCCUUCAUCCUUUCCUGUUUAUUUGAUCUUCAAAUCCUAUAA